CGUAGUAUCUCCGCCCAUAGGUGGAGUUUUAAUGCAUUAUGGCGUCAUGAAGGAUGAAAUUAUUUUCAGUAUUCUUAUCUCCUAGUCUGAGCCUCAGGAACUGCAUGUACUUAACCCGUAGCCUCAGACUAAACUGUGGGAUAAUGAAAUCAUUUCUUGUUCAGGAGAUUAUUGUGAGACUUGCUUUACUUCUGGUAUUUUGCUAUCUGGAGACACUGGAGUCUUUUCAUCGGAGCAUACCCCAAGAAGAACUCUGGCGGUACAAGUACCCUCACCACGGGAGCACUGUAUCCACACCAACCCUCUUUUUUGUGUCUGUGUGUCUACCAGCAGCCUUCAUCCUCGCCUGUUACAUCAUAUACAGAGACACAACUGAUCUUAUUCAAGGAACACUAGGGCUUGCUUUGACUAUGGUAUUGAAUGGUGUCAUACUGAAUGUAAUAAAACUAACUGUUGGAAGACCAAGGCCAGAUUUCUUCUAUCGAUGCUUUCUUCACGGUGAGGCAACUCCCGAUCUUCAGUGUAACGGUGACCCUCUUCUCAUAUCUGAGGGAAGAAAAAGUUUCCCUAGUGGACACUCGGGAUGGAUGUUUGCUGGUUUUGGUUACCUGAGUCUCUAUUUGGCGGGAAAGCUUCAUUGUUUUACACUUGAGGGGCGGAGCCAGUCGUGGCGUCUCAUUACGGUAUUAACUCCCCUCAUAUCAGCAGCUGUUGUUGGAAUAUCAAGAAUACAAGACAAUAUGCACCACUGGGAAGAUGUUGCUGUUGGCUCAUUACUAGGUUUCUUAAUGGCAUUCAUUUGCUAUAGACACCAUUUCCCUUCCAUAUUUGACACCUCCUCCUCCUAUCCUUAUCACUAUCAAAGAAUAGACUCCAUUUCUCUACCUAUUAACAGCAGUAGCUCCACUAAUCUACCAACUGGUAUGUUAACGCCGAAUCGAAGCAGUCAUCAAAUGCCACUGAUAUCCAGUAAACUCCAGUUAAGUGAAGAGAAGACACUUUAACGAGAAGAGAUCUACUGCUUUACAUGUAUAGGAGAAUAAGGAACAGAAUUAUUAUUUAUUAAUUUUAUUUAUUCACUCUGUUACUAUUAUUAUUAAUUAGUUCUAUCUAUUUCUUUCCCCUAUUUGCAUUAUUUUUCUAAUUCACAAUUUCUAGUAAGCAUCAAAUAAA
Amphimedon queenslandica is the source of this 1173-nucleotide messenger RNA. RefSeq names its product phospholipid phosphatase 5-like. NCBI's taxonomy places the organism in Eukaryota, Metazoa, Porifera, Demospongiae, Haplosclerida, Niphatidae. The record is from RefSeq and is a predicted model, not a curated record. The transcript is spliced from 8 exons. Gene Ontology annotation, molecular function: phosphatidate phosphatase activity. Gene Ontology annotation, biological process: phospholipid metabolic process; phospholipid dephosphorylation. The coding region runs from base 54 to 1004 and encodes 316 amino acids. Gene Ontology annotation, cellular component: membrane.